Messenger RNA from Peromyscus leucopus (white-footed mouse), 4465 nucleotides. Its product is annotated as eukaryotic translation initiation factor 4 gamma 1-like. The record is from RefSeq and is a predicted model, not a curated record. Gene Ontology annotation, molecular function: mRNA binding; protein binding; translation initiation factor activity. Bases 1 to 3993 code for a protein of 1330 amino acids. Gene Ontology annotation, cellular component: eukaryotic translation initiation factor 4F complex. NCBI's taxonomy places the organism in Eukaryota, Metazoa, Chordata, Mammalia, Rodentia, Cricetidae. The transcript is spliced from 3 exons.
AUGGGCCUGCCCAGAACAUCCAGCGUGAAGCAGGCAGCACCGUUUUCUGAGAAGCCUGGAUUUCACCUGCCCCGGAGUUGUCUCACGAGAACAGAGGCGCCACCAAGCAAGCAGCAAGCCCUUCUGGUUUCUGGUGCAUUCUCUUCCCAUCACUGUCCAAGGGUUUCCCACCUUUACCUUUCUCCUCCAGCGGUUGUAGUAGGGAAGAGGAACGAGGGGAGUGGCCAGGAAGAGUUGAAGGGAGGAGUGGAAGUAGAUGUGAUCAAAAUACACGAAGAACUAUAUGUAGCUAAAGAUGAUAAGGUCCCAUCUGAGGAUCUGGAACCAGAGGUGGAGUCAAGCACAGAGCCAGCUUCUCCCCCUCUUUCAGCUUGUGCUUCAGAAUCACCUGUGCCCAUUGCUCCAACUGCCCAACCUGAGGAACUGCUCAAUGGAGCCCCCUCGCCACCAGCUGUGGACUUAAGCCCGGUCAGUGAGCCAGAGGAACAGGCCAAGGAGGUUUCAUCCGUGGCACCAGCCACCAUUCUCUCCGCCACUCCACCUGUGGCUCCUUCAGACACCUCUGCUCAGGAGGAAGAAAUGGAGGAGGAAGAAGAAGGCGGGGAAGGUGGGGAAGCCGGGAGUGAGAAGGGAGCAGAGGACCCUCCCCUCGACAGUGCUCCUGUUCCAGCCCAGUUGUCUCAGAAUUCAGAGGUGGCAGCAGCCACCCAAGUGGCAGUAUCUGUGCCAAAGAGGAGGCGGAAAAUUAAAGAGCUAAAUAAGAAGGAGGCUGUGGGUGACCUUCUAGAUGCCUUCAAGGAGGUGGACCCAGCAGUACCAGAGGUAGAGAACCAGCCUCCCACAAGCAUCAACCCAAGCCCAGAGUCUGAGGGCAGCACUGUGCCCCCACAGCCUGAGGAAGCAGAUGAAACUUGGGACUCUAAGGAAGACAAAAUUCACAAUGCUGAGAAUAUCCAGCCUGGGGAACAGAAAUAUGAGUACAAGUCAGAUCAGUGGAAGCCUCUGAACCUUGAAGAAAAGAAGCGAUAUGACAGGGAAUUCCUUCUGGGCUUUCAGUUUAUCUUUGCCAGUAUGCAGAAACCAGAAGGAUUGCCCCAUAUCACUGAUGUGGUCCUGGACAAGGCCAAUAAAACACCACUUCGGGCGCUGGAUCCCUCCAGACUACCUGGCAUAAACUGCGGCCCAGAUUUCACCCCGUCCUUUGCGAACCUUGGCAGACCAGCCCUAAACAACCGUGGGCCCCCAAGGGGUGGGCCAGGUGGGGAGCUGACCCGAGGGCCGGCUGGCCUGGGACCCAGGCGAUCUCAACAGGGCCCACGAAAAGAAACACGAAAGAUCAUUUCUUCGGUGAUAAUGACUGAAGACAUAAAACUGAACAAAGCCGAGAAGGCCUGGAAACCCAGUAGCAAACGGACAGCCGCUGAUAAGGAUCGAGGGGAAGAGGAUGCUGAUGGAAGCAAAACCCAGGACCUGUUCCGCAGGGUGCGCUCCAUCCUGAAUAAGCUGACACCCCAGAUGUUCCAGCAGCUGAUGAAGCAAGUGACACAGCUGGCCAUUGACACUGAGGAACGCCUCAAAGGAGUUAUUGACCUCAUCUUUGAGAAAGCCAUUUCAGAGCCCAACUUCUCUGUGGCUUACGCCAACAUGUGCCGCUGCCUCAUGGCGCUGAAAGUGCCCACUACAGAAAAGCCAACAGUGACUGUGAAUUUUCGAAAACUGUUGUUAAAUCGAUGCCAGAAGGAAUUUGAGAAAGACAAAGAUGAUGAUGAAGUUUUUGAAAAAAAGCAAAAAGAGAUGGAUGAAGCUGCUACGGCAGAAGAACGGGGACGCCUGAAAGAAGAGCUAGAAGAGGCCCGGGACAUAGCUCGGCGGCGCUCUUUAGGGAAUAUUAAGUUCAUCGGAGAGUUAUUCAAGCUGAAGAUGUUAACAGAAGCAAUAAUGCAUGACUGUGUGGUCAAACUACUUAAGAACCAUGAUGAAGAGUCCCUGGAAUGCCUCUGCCGCCUCCUCACCACUAUUGGCAAAGACCUGGACUUUGCCAAAGCCAAGCCUCGAAUGGAUCAGUAUUUCAACCAAAUGGAAAAAAUCAUUAAAGAAAAGAAGACCUCAUCUCGAAUCCGUUUUAUGCUGCAGGAUGUACUGGAUCUGCGGCAGAGCAAUUGGGUGCCACGCCGAGGGGAUCAGGGUCCCAAGACUAUUGAUCAGAUCCACAAGGAGGCUGAGAUGGAAGAGCACCGAGAACAUAUCAAAGUGCAGCAGCUCAUGGCCAAGGGCAGCGACAAGCGUCGGGGUGGCCCUCCAGGCCCGCCCAUCAGUCGUGGCCUUCCACUUGUGGAUGAUGGUGGCUGGAAUACAGUCCCCAUUAGCAAAGGCAGCCGCCCCAUUGACACCUCACGGCUCACCAAGAUCACAAAGCCUGGGUCCAUCGAUUCUAACAACCAGCUCUUUGCACCGGGAGGGCGACUGAGUUGGGGCAAGGGCAGCAGCGGGGGCUCAGGAGCCAAGCCCUCAGAGACAGCUUCAGAUGCCACUCGUCCAGCUACUAGUACCUUGAAUCGCUUUUCUGCUCUUCAACAAGCAUUACCUGCAGAGAGCACAGAUAACAGGCGUGUGGUACAGAGGAGUAGCUUAAGCCGGGAACGAGGUGAGAAGUCUGGGGACCGGGGAGACCGACUAGAGCGGAGUGAGCGGGGAGGUGACCAUGGGGACCGACUUGAUCGUGCCAGAACACCAGCCACCAAGCGAAGUUUUAGCAAGGAAGUGGAGGAGCGGAGUAGAGAGCGGCCUUCCCAGCCCGAAGGACUGCGCAAGGCAGCUAGCCUCACAGAAGAUCGCGGUCGGGAUCCUGUGAAGCGGGAAGCCACCCUACCUCCGGUGAGCCCUCCAAAGGCUGCACUCUCUGAGGAUGAGGUGGAGAAGAAAUCUAAGGCCAUCAUUGAGGAAUAUCUCCAUCUCAAUGACAUGAAGGAGGCAGUUCAGUGUGUCCAGGAGCUGGCCUCACCCUCCUUGCUCUUCAUCUUCGUGCGGCAUGGCAUCGAGUCCACGCUGGAGCGGAGCACCAUUGCUCGUGAGCAUAUGGGCCGGCUGCUGCACCAGCUGCUCUGCGCAGGGCACCUCUCGACGGCCCAGUACUAUCAAGGGCUAUAUGAAACACUAGAAUUGGCUGAGGACAUGGAAAUUGACAUCCCUCAUGUAUGGCUCUACCUGGCAGAACUGAUAACACCCAUUCUCCAGGAAGAUGGGGUGCCUAUGGGAGAGCUCUUUAGGGAAAUUACGAAGCCUCUGAGACCCAUGGGCAAAGCUACUUCUUUAUUGCUGGAGAUCCUGGGUCUCUUAUGCAAGAGCAUGGGUCCCAAAAAGGUGGGGAUGCUGUGGCGAGAGGCUGGGCUGAGCUGGAGGGAAUUUCUAGCAGAAGGCCAAGACGUUGGCUCAUUUGUGGCUGAACAGAAGGUGGAAUAUACCUUGGGAGAAGAGUCUGAAGCUCCUGGCCAGAGGGCACUUGCCUUUGAUGAGCUGCGAAGGCACUUGGAGAAGCUGCUCACGGAGGGCAGCAGCAACCAGCGGGUGUUGGACUGGAUAGAGGCCAACCUGAGUGAGCAGCAGAUAGCAUCCAAUACAUUAGUUCGAGCCCUCAUGACAACUGUCUGUCAUUCUGCAAUUGUCUUUGAGAAUCCUCUCCGAGUGGAUGUUGCAGUGUUGAAAGUGCGAGCGAGACUGCUGCAGAAAUACUUGAGUGACGAGCAGAAGGAGCUACAAGCACUCUACGCCCUCCAGGCCCUUGUAGUGACCUUAGACCAGCCUGCCAACCUGCUGCGGAUGUUCUUUGAUGCUCUGUACGAUGAGGACGUGGUGAAGGAGGACGCUUUCUACAGCUGGGAGGCCAGCAAGGACCCCGCCGAGCAGCAGGGCAAGGGCGUGGCCCUCAAGUCUGUCACCGCCUUCUUCAACUGGCUCCGCGAGGCUGAGGAGGAGGAGGAGUCUGAUCACAACUGAUGGCGGGUGGGGCCGGCCGGCCGGGGACUUGGAGCCAUGGACACGUGGAUGGCCCAGCCAGCCAGCCGCCUGGACUGCAGGGGGGCGGCGGCAGCGGCGGCGGCGGCGGCAGUGGCAGUGGGUGCCUGUAGUGCGAUGUGUCUGAGCUAAUAAAGUGGCUGAUGAGGCAGGAUGGCUUGGGGCUGCCUGGGGCCCCCCUCCAGGAUGCUGCCAAGUGUCCCUCUCCUCCCCCCGGGGCACAGAGAUAUAUAUAAAGUCUUGAAAUUUGGUGUGUCUUUGCAGGGGGGAGGGGCACUACCACCUGCCUCUAGGGUCCUUUUUUAUUUUCUGAAAUCACUCUUGGGACUGCCGUCCUCGCUGCUGGGGGCAUAUGCCCCAGCCCCUGCACCACCCCUGCUGAUGCCUGGGCAGGGGGAAGGGGGGGCACGGUGCCUGUAAUUAUUAAACAUGAAUUCAAUUAAAAAAAAAAAAA